Messenger RNA from Parnassius apollo (apollo), 225 nucleotides. Lineage: Eukaryota; Metazoa; Arthropoda; Insecta; Lepidoptera; Papilionidae. The record is from the annotation of a GenBank genome assembly.
AUGCCUUCGAAAAAAGUGCACUUCACAGCUAACCCUUUCAUUGGAAUUGAUGAGAGUUUAACAUUAACAUUUUAUGAGUUGGACAAUUUGGAUAAUGGAGAAAACCAAAGUUCAACACAGAGUGAGAAAACUGUAAAGGAUAUUACAAAAUUCAAGUACUUGGAUCUUGAAAAUGAUAACAGAAAGGAGAGCGGCUACCCAAUGGACCCACUCAUCACCAUCUAA